UAUAUAUAUAUAUAAAAUAACAUUCGUAGCAAAGCAGACGCCUUGGACUCCGGCAGGAAGAGGUAUAGUAAAAAGUGCAGCUGCAUUCAGCUUCGCCAGCCUCCCCCACUCUCUUCUCCUCGUUUUUAUCCCUCCCCUCCCCGCAAACAUGAAUCUACGUUUUCUUCGUUUUUUCUAUUGAGUGAGUCAGAGAAAGCGUUAGGACGAAGCCGCACUCACGUCUGUGCAUCGAAGACCGUGAGGGGAGAGCGAAUACGAUUCGUUCCGCUGCGUCUGACUCAUCUUGCUGCCCAGAACACCUGCAUUUCUGGAUGUGUCAUUCCCGGCUUUGGAGGCGCCUCGAGAUGCCGAAAUAAUGUGUAGACAAACCUGUGCCUGAGCUCCCCUCGGAGGUAGAAACCCCCAUCCCCACAGGAGCCCGGACCGCGGGGGCCUCGGCUCCUCCGCCCGCUGCCCUCCCAGAGUCGCCCAGAGACCGUGAGAGCGAGACUGCAGAAUGCAUCGCGCCAAACCUUGAUGGGUCUCGUCCACUCCUUUCCUCCUACUAUUAAAAAUAAUAAGGCAAAAAAAGCCCGCACUUCUUUCUCGUCCAAUAUUUACCACUUUUAUUCCUCGCCAACGUUUUUCUUUCUGGAUGAGGAGGACUGGGAGGCUGGGCCAUUUGGAAGGAGAUGCUGAAUAGGAGGAAAAGAGAGGCACUUGACAGCCCAGCCCUGUGAAUGCAGACACUGUUUCCCUUCUAGCAAGACAGGGUGUGUGUGUGUGUGUGUGUGUGUGUGUGUGUGUGUGUGGUGUGCUGGGAGGGAGGCUCCUCUUUCCUUUUUAUUCUUCCUCCCCCUCCCCCCUCAAAUCUGCACGUCCAACCACGAGUUGCCUGUUGAUUUUCUUUCGCCGGGGAAGACAGGCAAACUGGAAUUAAACUGCACCGGGAGAAGUCCCUGCUUGCAGAAAGAGGCUGGGAUGGUAGCGGCGUCUCCGGGCGUGGCGCCGAGACCUCGGAGCUUGUUCCACGGACAGAGGCGGGGGUAGAUCUCUGCAUUUUCCCCUCCCUAUAGACUCUCAGCGCAAAUGCUGAUUAGACUGUAGUUUUCUUGAUUUUCUGAGGAGAGCUUUUUCCGAGGAAGAGAGGGAGGAGCUUGGCAGGGAGAGGAAACUACAAAUCGGGACACUAGUGUUUUCUUUUUUUUUUUUUCUUUUUUCCCCCCACUGCAUUUCCUCCCGAACCUUUGGCUGCUCGGAAAGCAAAGCGAGAAGGGGGAGAGAAAAAAAAAAAAAAAAAAAAAAAAAAAACAACGCUUGGCUGGGAGAUGCAGUCCGCCGCCUCCAAAGCCUUAGCCAGCAAUGCAAGAUUAGAUCUCUAAAUGCAGCAAAGCUCUGUCUGAAAAAUCCCCUGGCCUGCGCAGCGAGCAGACAUUUCACAGUGCCCGGGGAAGCUUUAAACAGCAGAUAUCUGCGACUCCUUCGUGGUUCCUCUUCAUUCCCAGCAGCUUCAUCGCGGGAGAGGAGUAACAAGUAAGGAUUUCACUUUGCGAUCUGCCUGGAGACACACCUCCCCAAGCCCUCCCCCACCCCAAGUGAAGAGUAUUCCGUAGGCUGCCGGCGGGAGUGGAUUUGCAGCGCCCUAGCGGGAGCAAGGAAAACCCACAGAUUGUUCUGCUCAUUAUCUUCCCUCCCAGACUCGAUUUCCUUCUCUUCGUCGGCUUCCUCGGCCAAGUUUCAUCCGCCCGAAGUCCAGGCGGGAGAGACAAAGCCUCGGGCUCGCCCUCCGCGGUAGGGAGCCUCCGCCUGUCUCUGAGCCGCUGCGGCUUUGCUGCGCGGCUGCUCCUCGCCCAGUGCGGAUGCUGUAGAUCAACAGGUUCGGGCAAGUUGAGCGGAAUUAGGAGAGACUGCCUAGUGCCGCAGCCCGGGUGCAGAGGGAAGGACCGAUCCACAGACUCGUGGCUGGCUCCGCGCGCGCUUGCUCCGCCCCGGCCCCAGGCUGGCGCGCACCCACCCGCUGCUCCCUUCAGUUUCGCUGCUCGGGCGCUCGCCCCACCGGUCUGGGAUGUACCUUUCCAUCUGUUGCUGCUUUCUUCUCUGGGCCCCUGCCCUGACACUCAAAAACCUCAACUACUCUGUUCCCGAGGAGCAAGGGGCCGGCACCGUGAUUGGCAACAUAGGCAAGGAUGCUCGCCUCCAGCCCGGGCUUCCGCCGGCUGAGCGCGGCGGCGGCGGCGGGCGAAGCAAGUCCGGCAGCUACCGGGUCCUGGAGAACUCGGCGCCGCACCUGCUGGACGUGGACGCCGACAGCGGGCUCCUCUACACCAAGCAGCGCAUCGACCGCGAGUCCUUGUGCCGACACAAUGCCAAGUGCCAGCUGUCACUCGAGGUGUUCGCCAACGACAAGGAGAUCUGCAUGAUCAAGGUAGAGAUCCAGGACAUCAACGACAAUGCCCCCUCUUUUCCUUCCGACCAGAUUGAAAUGGACAUCUCUGAGAACGCGGCCCCUGGCACCCGCUUCCCGCUGACCAGCGCACACGACCCAGACGCCGGCGAGAACGGACUCCGCACCUAUGUGCUUACGCGCGAUGACCACGGCCUCUUUGCACUGGACGUCAAGUCUCGUGGCGACGGCACCAAGUUCCCAGAGCUGGUCAUCCAGAAGGCGUUGGACCGCGAACAGCAGAACCACCACACGCUGGUGCUCACUGCCCUAGAUGGGGGCGAGCCGCCGCGCUCUGCCACCGUGCAGAUCAACGUGAAGGUGAUCGACUCGAACGACAACAGUCCAGUCUUUGAGGCGCCGUCCUACUUAGUGGAACUGCCCGAGAACGCCCCGCUGGGCUCCGUGGUCAUCGAUCUGAAUGCCACGGACGCUGACGAGGGCCCCAAUGGAGAAGUGCUGUACUCUUUCAGCAGCUAUGUGCCCGACCGCGUGCGGGAGCUCUUCUCCAUCGACCCAAAGACGGGCUUGAUCCGCGUCAAGGGCAACCUGGACUAUGAGGAAAAUGGAAUGGUGGAGAUUGACGUGCAGGCCAGAGACCUGGGACCUAACCCAAUCCCGGCCCACUGCAAGGUCACGGUCAAGCUCAUCGACCGCAAUGACAACGCGCCGUCCAUCGGUUUUGUUUCCGUGCGCCAGGGGGCGCUGAGCGAAGCCGCCCCUCCAGGCACGGUCAUCGCCCUGGUCCGGGUCACUGACCGUGACUCGGGCAAGAAUGGGCAGCUGCAGUGCCGAGUUCUGGGUGGAGGAGGCACCGGCGGCGGCGGCGGCUUGGGAGGCCCCGGAGGUUCUGUGCCCUUCAAACUUGAAGAGAACUAUGACAACUUCUAUACCGUGGUGACUGACCGGCCUCUGGACCGCGAGACACAGGACGAGUAUAACGUGACCAUCGUGGCCCGAGAUGGAGGCUCUCCUCCACUCAAUUCUACGAAGUCGUUCGCGGUCAAAAUUCUGGACGAGAACGAUAACCCUCCUCGGUUCACCAAAGGGUUGUAUGUACUCCAAGUGCAUGAAAACAACAUCCCAGGAGAAUACCUGGGCUCAGUGCUAGCGCAGGAUCCAGACCUAGGCCAAAAUGGCACAGUGUCCUACUCCAUUCUGCCCUCUCACAUUGGCGACGUAUCCAUCUACACCUAUGUGUCUGUGAACCCCACAAACGGGGCCAUCUAUGCUCUCCGCUCCUUUAACUAUGAGCAAACGAAGGCUUUUGAGUUCAAGGUGCUGGCUAAGGACUCCGGGGCGCCCGCGCACUUGGAGAGCAAUGCCACGGUGAGGGUGACGGUGUUAGACGUGAACGACAACGCGCCAGUGAUCGUGCUGCCCACGCUGCAGAACGACACGGCCGAGUUGCAGGUCCCGCGCAACGCUGGCCUGGGGUACCUGGUGAGCACGGUGCGCGCCCUGGACAGCGACUUUGGUGAGAGCGGGCGCCUCACCUACGAGAUUGUGGACGGCAACGACGACCACCUGUUCGAAAUCGACCCGUCCAGCGGCGAGAUCCGCACACUGCACCCCUUCUGGGAGGACGUGACGCCCGUGGUGGAGCUCGUAGUCAAAGUGACUGACCACGGCAAGCCCACCCUGUCAGCCGUGGCCAAGCUCAUCAUUCGCUCCGUGAGCGGAUCCCUGCCCGAGGGGGUCCCCCGGGUGAACGGUGAGCAGCACCACUGGGACAUGUCGCUGCCGCUCAUAGUGACUCUGAGCACGAUCUCCAUCAUCCUCCUAGCGGCCAUGAUCACCAUCGCGGUCAAGUGCAAGCGGGAGAACAAGGAGAUUCGCACUUACAACUGCCGCAUCGCAGAAUACAGCCACCCGCAGCUUGGCGGGGGUAAGGGCAAGAAGAAGAAGAUCAACAAAAAUGAUAUCAUGCUGGUGCAGAGCGAGGUGGAGGAGAGGAACGCCAUGAACGUCAUGAACGUGGUGAGCAGUCCCUCCCUGGCCACCUCCCCCAUGUUCUUCGACUACCAAACCCGCCUGCCCCUCAGCUCGCCCCGGUCAGAGGUGAUGUAUCUUAAGCCAGCCUCCAACAAUCUGACUGUCCCGCAGGGGCACGCAGGCUGCCACACCAGCUUCACCGGACAAGGGACUAAUUCGAGCGAGACCCCUCCCACUCGGAUGUCCAUAAUUCAGACAGACAAUUUUCCCGCAGAGCCCAAUUACAUGGGCAGCAGGCAGCAGUUUGUUCAAAGUAGUUCCACGUUUAAGGACCCAGAAAGAGCCAGCCUGAGAGACAGUGGGCACGGGGACAGUGAUCAGGCUGACAGUGACCAAGACACUAACAAAGGCUCCUGCUGUGACAUGUCUGUUAGGGAGGCACUCAAGAUGAAAACUACUUCAACUAAAAGCCAACCUCUUGAACAAGCAUUCCCGACUUUGCUUUCCUUUGCUAUCCUCACCCUACACUCCAUCACAACCAGACUUCAGUCUGUUGAUCCGCUGCCUCCAGAACCGGAAGAGUGUGUUAAUUGCACAGAUGAAUGCCGAGUGCUUGGUCAUUCUGAUAGGUGUUGGAUGCCACAGUUCCCUGCAGCCCACCAGGCUGAAAAUGCAGACUACCGCACAAAUCUCUUUGUACCCACAGUUGAAGCUAAUGUCGAGACUGAGACUUACGAAACUGUGAAUCCCACUGGGAAAAAGACUUUUUGUACAUUUGGAAAAGACAAACGAGAGCACACGAUUCUCAUUGCCAAUGUGAAACCUUAUUUAAAAGCCAAACGUGCCCUGAGCCCUCUCCUCCAAGAGGUCCCUUCAGCAUCAAGCAGCCCAACCAAGGCGUGCACCGAGCCCUGCUCCUCCACCAACGGCUCUCUGGAUGGCUGUGAGGCAAAGCCAGGGGCUCUGGCUGAAGGAAGCAGUCCCUACAUGCCCACUGACAGUCAGUAUCUGUCCCCCAGUAAGCAACCAAGAGACCCUCCCUUCCUGGCUUCGGAUCAGAUGGCAAGGGUCUUUGCGGAUGUGCAUCCCAGAGCCAGCCGGGAUUCCAGUGAGAUGGGAGGAGUUUUGGAUCAGCUGGAACACCCCAGCAGGGAUCUGGGCCGAGAAUCGGUGGAUGCAGAGGAAGUUGUGAGAGAAAUUGAUAAGCUUUUGCAGGACUGCCGAGGGAAUGACACUGUUGCUGUGAGAAAGUGAGGUGGGAGGAGAAAACGGCAUUGACGUUCUCCUGUCUCUCUGUCAAUUUGAAAGUGAUCACUCCUGGUGACACCCAUUGUACAGGGAUGGAGAAAGACCAAUGCUGCUUUAAGGCUUUUAGUGAACAUCGGAAGUGCCCACAGUAUGUUCUUUUCACUGCUGUUUCUUUUUCAGAAAUAACAAUGGUUUUGACCAAACUCAUAUUAGGACAGAAUUAAUGAUGCUUAAGGAGAAAAGAAUUAAAAAGAGAUGAGAGAGAGAGAAAAGAAAAUGGAGAGAAGAUAGGAGGAUGAGGAGCCAAGUUACCUUUUGACAAUCUGUUAGGAAGGUAUGCAGUGUGCGAAUUCUAGUAUUUCUGAUCAUUCUAAGACUGUCCUCCGCAAUUUAUACUGACUUAACUGUUUACCUAUAAACCCCCUACAAAGCAGGGUCAUAUUUGUGAUCUGUGGUGGAUUUCUAGCUGUCAUCACAGGCUUCUACUGAAAGUCCUGAAAAGACCUUGCAGUAGUCCAAGCUACACCAAACAUUAACACAUAUUUGUGGUAAACAUUUCUGUAUAAAGUUACCUGCCACACAUAUAAACAAAAAGAACAUUCCAUAUCAUUAGUCAGAAGGAAAAAUAAGAAAAAAAAUAACAAAAAAAUAACUCUUGAUCAUUUGUAAGACACCUCAUGUCGUAGUAAAGUUAAAUGUAAAGAAAAUAUAUGGUCCAUUUUGUCUGCACACAAGUAGAACAACUCACUUCAUGAAAGGAGACAAAAAAAUUACAGUCUUCAAAAUGCCUUCUUAGCAUUUUAGUGUCCAACAAAGAUAUUAAUAAAUAUGAGUCCAGUUUAAAUUUGACAUGGGUCAGUUCUGAAAAAUAGGUACCACUGAAUGGAAAUAUUCACAGAAAUUGAAAUGAUUAAUGUGUUCUAUUCAGUUGUGGACACUAAAAUAGCUCAGGAAAAGGAAAAUGUCUUAGAUGUACACAAAUCACAUGACCAUUUAAAUGUGCAAAUGUAAGAAGAUUCAAUGUGUUUACAUCAAAUGGCAUAUUUUUCUUGAUUUAUUGCAGACUCUUCCGUGCAUAUGAGCCAAAUUGUUGAGUGUAUAAGAGCUAUAUUGUGUAUUUUAUUAAAUUAAUAUAUAGUUGUGUUGCAAAAAUAUUUGGGCUUAUAUUGUAAAUGGCAAGUGUUGCCUCGGUAGCUGUCAAACUCUAUGAGUUUUGUUUUUCCCUGCUUCCUUUUCCCCAUGGAAUGUGGGAAGCAGUGCCUCAGAGCAAAGUCUCUUGUUUAAUGUAUAGUCUACCAAGUACUACAGUACAUACUCUGUUCAAAAUGUGUUUGAGUGAGCUGAUGGAGCUAACUGAAAGGUCAAAAAAAAAAAAAAAUACAUCCGUCAGUCAU
This is a messenger RNA of Jaculus jaculus (lesser Egyptian jerboa), 6999 nucleotides long. RefSeq names its product protocadherin 17 (gene Pcdh17). Gene Ontology annotation, cellular component: plasma membrane. The transcript has 5 exons. Gene Ontology annotation, biological process: homophilic cell-cell adhesion. The record is from RefSeq and is a predicted model, not a curated record. Gene Ontology annotation, molecular function: calcium ion binding. NCBI's taxonomy places the organism in Eukaryota, Metazoa, Chordata, Mammalia, Rodentia, Dipodidae. Bases 2045 to 5611 code for a protein of 1188 amino acids.